Rhincodon typus (whale shark) is the source of this 2159-nucleotide messenger RNA. RefSeq names its product chromosome 1 C18orf54 homolog (gene c1h18orf54). The record is from RefSeq and is a predicted model, not a curated record. The transcript is spliced from 8 exons. The coding region runs from base 271 to 1974 and encodes 567 amino acids. NCBI's taxonomy places the organism in Eukaryota, Metazoa, Chordata, Chondrichthyes, Orectolobiformes, Rhincodontidae.
AGACACACUGACUGACCCACCCGGGUGCUAGGGACGCUGAGAGCCCCGGAGCAGUGCCAGGAGGUGGGGGUGGGUCAAAUAGCGGUGAUAGGAUCCGGGAUAGUCCCGGAACAGAUUUGCUAAGGAGCGCAUGGUGGUAGUGAGUGAUGUUUAUGAGUUCCCUCCUCAUUCUGACUCUGAGGGUAAAUGGCUGGUUGCAGUCUCCCCCUCAGCAAGCUGCUACUGCUGGGGAUUCGUGUGUAAACAGAUGAGACAAAGACGCAAGAUGUGAUGUCAAUGAGCGGCAUGAAUGACAGGGUGGAUUUCCAAUCCCGUGAAUCUACAGUAUCUGGAUUAUUGACCAGUGCUGGCCAUCUGAACAGCUUUGAUAACUCCUAUGGCUCGACCCAAUCUCACAGCUCUAUUCUCUAUAGAGGUAGAACGUACCAGUCAGCAUCUCAGGCCCUGGAAGCUUACAUUGACAACUUUGAAAAGAAGUCACCGUCCACCCCGAGAGGUGCAAACAAACUGCGUUUGGGGAGCAUUUCCAAACCCUCUCCCACUUCUCUGGACUGCAAGAAAGAGGUUUUCAGAGAGCGACAUUCCUUCAGGGAUUUGGAUUUCCCUAGCCGGCCUUUAAGGAGACGGAUAGCCAGUGACCUGGAUCUUGUGAGCCUCACCACUGAUGACCUUUUGGAAAUGCCGUCGGAUGGUUCCUUACCAUUGACUCGAUCCUCUGUGCUGCAGGGUUCAACACAGACUCAACAGCGAACAGGAAGCCACUUCAACCAUAACUGUUCCUACACAUUUACAAAAUAUGCUCCAAAGGUCUCCCCCUGUUAUUCUGAGGCUUGGCAUCACAAAAGAGAUGACAGCUUUGAAUUACUCUGUGGGAAAGACAGUUAUUGCCCAUUAAACCAAACUACUGGCCUUAAACGAUCUCAAUUCUCGCAGCUAGGAAUGGUGCCACAAGACAAAAAUAAAUACAUGAUUUCUUCCAUUCCUCCAACCCUUCCUGUGGAUGACUACAGAAUGGGAAAGCAUUACCUCCCUUCCGUUUCUCAGCAUAAUUAUCCCAGAUGGUUAACCAGCCAAAAAUCUGAGCUUGGUGUCUCUGGAAUAAGUAGCAUUCCUGAACUAAAAUACCCUGGCUGGGUUUUAGACUGUGACUUGGGCUCAGACUCAUGUGAACACGAAACACUGAAUGAAAGAGAGUAUCUGUUAUCAACUGGCUAUAAGACCAGAUGCUCCGACUCCAGACUUCACUCUGGCUCUGCCAUAAGCACACCAAAACAUAAACAUUUCGCCAGUUAUUCAGGAAGGGACCAAACAUUUCAUAAACACACAGGACGUGACCUUUUAAGAAGAGCACCUACACAAGGUGUUUGGUUUGCCCACUGCACUUCACAAGAAGUAGAAGAUUCUGACUGCAGUAAACCAUUCAGAGGCGAGCACAUCGAUUUACUAAUCCAGAAGGCUGAACAUGUCCAUGAGGUUCUCUCGCAGCAGGUCAGCAACCCACAGCAGAACCAAGGCAGUCCUGGUACUGAAGAUGUGUUGGAAGCUGAGCGAUCCUGGGAAAAUCCACCUGUUACCUUUAAAUCACCAGUGCCUGUGGGCAACAGUGGAGAAGAUUUCUUCGAAGCUUCCAACCCUGCUCUGACUGAAGAUGUGUCUGAGAAUCCUUUAAAUUCCGGCCAUCAGCGGAACCAUUCUGGUUCAUCGGGAGUUUCAAGAGGAAAGCACCAUGGUCCAGUUGAAGCACUGAAACAGAUGCUGUUCAGCUUACAAACAGUGCAGCAGAGUUUUGAUGAUGAUGACGCAGAAGAAAACAAAGAAAUUAGAAAGAUACCUGAAAAUAUGAUGUCUCAGACCCUGGGCUUGGAUUUUGAGGAGGCACCUGGCAGCAGAUCAUUACAGAGGGCAUUGAACCACUUGAAACAUCUGAAGGAUCUUGUUGAUGAUAUUGGUGCCAAGAUGGAAAAGGAAGCAUAGGGGCAGCAAUACGAAUGAUGAACAACUGGGGAGACUAUUUCUAAAAAGCUUGUGCAAUGAAAUGAAUUUUUUUAAAGUUUACUUGAAAUGUGUAUUAUCAUAAUGUGCUGACAUGUUGGUGAAGAUUUGAAUCACUGACCACAGUCACAUUUCCUUCUAAUGGCAGAAUAUAAACAAUUGCAUUU